UUCAUUAAAGAUAAGGAGUUCAGGGUUAAUUUUCGAGUUAGUGACAAAAAUAUGUACGUUUUUUAAUGAUUAUAGAUUGCAUUUGUCAUAGUUCUGAACGAUAAUCAGCCAGAUAACCACCAUCGGAUGAAUACUUUCAUUAUGCUAUAAAUGUAUUUAAAAAAUGAAGACAUCACAGAAUUAUAAAAAAAAAUCAUGCAAAUAAGUGUAGUCGGUAAGUUUACAAUUGUUAGACGCAUUUGCCUAACAAAUGUUUAGCACCAAAAGUAAGAAAAAUAUCGUAAAAAACAGGAUAUUAUUGUUUUAAGUAUAUUGAUAACAGACAUAACCUUUUCAUUAUUAUAAGUUCGUUUAGUUGUGAAUUAGAGCUAAAUAUUUAUAAGAUUUGACAAGUCAUCUUAUAAUUCAAACAAAUCCCUUUCUUUAUCUUAACUUUUCUUUUAUAAUGAUUCCUAAUUUUUGUUUGAAUUAAUAAAAAGUUAUCAUGAAAGCUUUGGCUAACCUGGUAAAGUGGAUAACCAUGGUUAUUGUCAGUUGUUCAAAUUGUAAUAUACGUUACGGUUUGAGACAAAACACUAGUUCGUGUUGUAGCAAAUCGUCGAAACAUGUUCGGUGGCCAGAUAUUAGUGUUCGGUCGUAAGACGAGAAGGGAAGAUGAAUCUGGUAUUGUUCGCACGCAGAAUAUCAACGCAGCCAGGAUGAUAGCCGAAGUGGUGAGAACUAACCUUGGACCGUCCGCUAUGCUGAAGAUGUUGAUGGAUCCGAUGGGAGGAGUUGUCAUGACCAACGAUGGGAACGCCAUCCUCAGGGAGAUAAUCGUCCAGCAUCCUGUCGCCAAGAUGAUGAUCGAGAUCGCCCGCACACAAGACGAAGAAGUCGGAGACGGAACAACCUCUGUUAUCAUACUCUGCGGUCAAAUACUAUCAGAAGUAGAGAGGUUCAUAGGGUCAUACCAUCCUAGCAUCAUCAUUAGAGAACUGAGGCAAGCAUUGGACGACAUUCUCACCUUCAUGCCUGAGAUCAGCAAAUCAGUCGAUACUAAAAACCAUGAAGAGAUGCUGAAUCUCAUAAAAGCUUCCCUUGGUACCAAAUUUCUAGGUACCUCCUGGUCAAGGAUGGCAUGCGAAAUGGCAUUGAAAGCCGUUAAUAUUGUUAAGGAAUCUUCUGGCAAGGACAGAGAAAGGAUAGACAUUAAGUCUUUCGCUAGAGUGGAGAAAGUCCCUGGUGGAUCAAUGGAAGAAUCACAUGUACUCGAAGGAGUUAUGAUUAACAAAGACAUUUUGCAUCCUGAGAUGAAGCGCUUGAUUUUGAAUCCACGUAUUUUACUUCUGAAUUCUGCAUUGGAAUACAAAAAAGGUGAAAGUAUGACAAACGCUGAAAUGGUAAAAGAGGGAGACUUUACCAGAUUGCUUCAGAUCGAAGAAGAAUUUAUAGUGAAUCAGUGCAACAAAAUUAUAGCUUUGAAACCCGAUUUGGUAAUCACUGAGAAAGGGAUGAGUGAUCUUGCAAUUCAUCAUUUUGCCAAAGCUAAAAUAAGUGCCCUUCGAAGAGUGAAGAAAAUGGACAUGGUUAGAAUAAGCCGAGCGACAGGUGCAACUUUGAUGAGUAGGAUCGAAGAAAUUAGUGAACAACACCUGGGCACUAGAGCAGGUCGUUUUGAAGUCAUCUUGAUUGGUGAUGAAUAUUUCUCAUUUAUUAAUGACUGCAAAGAUACCAAAGCCUGCACGAUCGUCCUUCGUGGACCGAGUAAGGAUAUUAUUCAUGAAGUAGAGAGAAAUCUACAGGAUGCCAUGAACGUAGCCAGGAAUUUAUAUAUGGAACCUUCUGUUGUUCCUGGAGGAGGUGCUGUUGAAAUGAAACUUUUUGCAAAAAUAAUCUCUUCUAAAUCGGGAUUGGAAACUGAAGGAAGUCCUUACUCGACUGUACCUGCUGCGCUCAAGAUUAUACCACAAACUUUGCUAGAAAAUUCUGGUGCGAGUGUGAUGCACAGUAUGUCUAAACUUGAGUCUGCCCAUUUAAAAGGGGAAAUGUUAGCUGUUGAUGGAGUUACUGGGGACUUAGUAGCAGCCGAAGAGCUCGGUAUCUGGGAACCAACUAGAGUUAAAACUCAGAUAUAUAAAACAGCCAUUGAGACAGCUGUCCACAUCUUGAAGAUCGAUGAAAUUGUUUCAGGCUCUAAGUCAAAAUCUGCACAAUCUCUUGAUAAAGUGGAGAAGAAACAGAAAGGCGAACCAGUGAACAUGGCAGGGCAAGGUGAUCAGAAAGAGUUCUGAUUUAAGAAAUUUACUCACUUCAACGGUAUUUUGUUCCUGUAGUUAUUAUAUUGUGAUAAAGUUUCAAUUUUUAAAAUAUUAAAAUUAAAAAAAAAAAAUGAAAAAUGAUUGUGCUUUUUCAUAUAUUGAUGUAUUUAACAUUCUGAAAAAAUGUAUUUCUUAAUAUAUGAAUAAAUUUAUUAUUUUUUAAAU
Nezara viridula (southern green stink bug) is the source of this 2465-nucleotide messenger RNA. Lineage: Eukaryota; Metazoa; Arthropoda; Insecta; Hemiptera; Pentatomidae. The record is from the annotation of a GenBank genome assembly.